Molecule: messenger RNA, 2945 nt
Organism: Salvelinus sp. IW2-2015
Lineage: Eukaryota; Metazoa; Chordata; Actinopteri; Salmoniformes; Salmonidae
Source: RefSeq, a predicted model, not a curated record
AUGGACCAGAUGAUCCGCCAGGUCCCCCUCCACCACCGCCCCCCGACCCGCACCUCCUCCCCGUCCUCCCCCAAUAGUACCCUGGAGAUGCCCAACGUGCCCUCCUACCCCCAACUGCCCCCCAUCAGCCUGUCCAGGCAGCUGUCAGGGCUUUUCAACCCCACCUUCCACAUCGAGGACGACCCCACGUCCGCUCGGCCCUCAGCGAGCUCCAGGCUCAGUGUGCACCCUGCUGUCAACGUGGAGGAUGUGGAUUCAGGCGGAGGGGGGCACCAUCGACACAUUCGCCAAAUCCUCACCCCCCAGGACCCCAACCUCAAGACCCUGACCGUACCCAGAGUGUCAAAAGCCAGCCGCCAGAGCAAAGUUGCUGAUAAAGAAAAGAACCUGCACUCUCAGAGUGAGGAUGAUGAUGAAGAGGAGACUGAGACCGCAGUGAGGGCGUGGCCUAGCCAGUCCAGCAUCCUCAGUGGAGACGAUGGGCUGAAGGAGCGGCCUGCGUCGUCCGCUAGCCAGGCCAGCUACGUGGUGAACGAGCGCCUACAGGAGCUGGUCAAGAUGUUUAAGGAGAGGACAGAGAGGGCCAAAGAGAAACUCAUAGACCCAGAUGACUCUGAUGAUGACAGUCCCACUGCCUCCCCUGUGAGAGCUCCAACACCUCCUCCUGCACCUCCAGAGGAGCCGGAGGAGGAAGCACAACCAGCUUCCCCUGAGAGGGAGAUGGAGGAGCAGCAACCCCAGUCUAGACUGUGCUGCAAGGUGACGCCUCCUCGCUGGAUCAGAGCCCUGCUUCACUACCGCUUCCCCUCUAGCAUCGACCCCUUCACCAAUCUGGUCUAUGUGCUGUGGCUAUUUUUCGUCACCUUGGCGUGGAACUGGAACGUGUGGCUGAUCCCGAUGCGCUGGGCCUUCCCCUACCAGACCCCUAGUAACAUCUACCUGUGGCUGCUAGCCGACUACCUGUGUGACCUCAUCUACAUCCUGGACAUCAUGGUCUUCCAGCCCCGCCUGCAGUUUGUCCGCGGUGGCGACAUAGUGUUUGACAGAAAGGACAUGCGAAAGAAUUACAUGAAAACUUUCCGGUUCAAGAUGGAUGUCGUCAGUCUUGUGCCACUGGAAUUGUUCUAUUUUAAAACUGGGAUCAACCCACUCCUCCGCUUCCCACGGCUACUAAAGGUAAUGUCUUUCUUCGAGUUCAACGACCGUCUCGAGGCCAUCCUGACCAAAGCCUAUGUUUACAGAGUGAUCCGGACCACCACCUACCUGCUGUACUGCCUCCACUGCAACGCCUGUCUGUUCUACUGGAUCUCUGCGUAUGAAGGUCUGGGCUCCACGAAGUGGGUCUAUGAUGGGAAGGGCAACAGUUACAUCCGCUGCUACUACUUUGCUGUGAAGACUCUGAUCACCAUUGGUGGACUGCCGGAGCCCACAACGCUCUUUGAAAUCAUCUUUCAGCUCAUCAACUACUUUGUAGGAGUGUUUGCCUUUUCCAUCAUGAUAGGACAGAUGAGAGAUGUGGUUGGUGCAGCCACUUCCGGACAGACGUACUACAGAGCAUGCAUGGACAACACUGUCAAAUACAUGGCCUCCUACCGUAUCCCCAAAGACGUGCAAAACCGGGUCAAAACCUGGUACAACUACACCUGGCAGUCCCAGGGCAUGCUGGAUGAACAGGAGCUUCUGGUCCAGCUCCCAGACAAGAUGAGGCUGGACAUCGCUGUAGAUGUCAACUAUGACAUUGUCAGUAAAGUCUCUCUCUUCCAGGGUUGCGACAGACAGAUGAUCUUUGACAUGUUAAAGAGUCUGAGGUCUGUUGUUUACCUCCCGGGGGACUAUGUCUGCAAAAAGGGCGAGGUCGGACGGGAGAUGUACAUCAUCAAGGCCGGGGAGGUGCAGGUGGUGGGCGGGCCAGACGGGAAGACCGUGUUUGUCACACUGAAGUCGGGGUCAGUGUUUGGGGAAAUCAGCUUGCUUGCAGUGGGUGGAGGAAACAGGAGAACAGCCAACGUAGUGGCUCAUGGCUUCACCAACCUGUUCAUCCUGGACAAGAAGGACCUCAAUGAGAUUUUAGUGCAUUACCCCGAGUCUCAGAAGCUGCUCCGCAAGAAGGCAAGGAAUAUGCUGACAAAAGACAAGAAGCCUCAGGAGCCUCCGAAGGAGCCGGCCCAGGUGAUCCCUCCUCGGACAGAGACACCCAAGCUACUUAAAGCUGCUCUGGAGAUGGCUCGUCAGAAAACAGGCCUCAAAGGGACCCUUGCAAAGAUUAAGGAGAACACCAACAUAUCCAGUAUUUCGCUUCAGCCCUCAAUGUCCUCCUCCCUGACCCCCCUGUCCCCAGUCUCUCCAGUCUCCAGUCUGGACCCAGAGCGCAAGUCUGGCAUCAUGUCCCCAACCUCAGACAGCUCCACGUUGCUCCGCCCCGCCUCCCAUUGUCACAGAGGUGAGACGCUGUCCAAGGAGCAGGGCAACGUGGUGGAAGAAGAGGCAGGAGAGAGUGGGAAGAGGAAAGAAAAGAGAAAGCCAUGAGUUGUCUCCAAAAGCUUUAAGAGCAGUCUUCAUGUGAAGAAAUGGAUGCAGUUGUUUAUCCCUCUAUACUCUGUUGCAGAGAGGGAGACCAGAGAGAAGAGCCAUGGGUCCUAAAGAUCAUCCAAUUAUGUCUCAGGAGUCACAGAGUCACAGUUCCUGUUCCGUUAUACCUAUAGACUCUUUUUUUUUUUUACCUCACUGACUGUCUUAUCCCCUUGACACUUAUGUAUAGGGCCUAGGCUACCUAAUUCCACAGGGAUGACGAAACGGGUGCUAAACUGAUGUCUUCGACAUUGCACUAUAUGUUUGUGUUUACAAUCCCAGGGGUAAAUGUACCAAUCAGCAAUAAUUGACACAGACAUCAUCUCGUUACGGAGAUAACAAAGCGGUCACACAGGGUAGAGCUGUAUGCGUGUGUG